AUGGCACAAGAGUCUAGAUCUGAUAGCCUGGAGGAAAGACUCAAGAGCCAUGCUAGAUCAUUUGAUGGCCUCCUCUCUUUGAUUCCUGCCAAGUACUAUUACGGAGAAGACAACAGUGACCAAUGGCAGAGGAAAAAGCAAACAAAAGAAGAGGCACGAGCUGCUAAGCGUGCAAAGCUUGAUCCGGACAACGCAAAGAGUGCAAAAGAUGUGUUAGAUGAGCAAGCCACAAAAGCUCGGAAAAGGAAGCGAGAAGAGGAGGGCGAGGUUUCAGAAGUGGAUGAUAUGGAGGUCGAGAAGCCGAUACCCAGUUCAGUCAAGAAAGGUAAUCAGACGAAGAAGCAGAAGAGGGAGGAGAAGGAAACAGCCAGUGAUCGCGCCGAACGGAAGCCGGUCAAUGACACUGCAGUGGAUGAGUAUGAACCAGAUCCCGAGACCCUGAGAAAAGCUACGGCAGAGAAGAAGAGGCAGAAGAGAGAACAGAAGAAGGCUAAAGAGAAUGGAAAGGCUGCAAAGGCGAAAGCGAAGAAGGAGAGAAAGGCACAAGAGGCUGCGCUUGAGGAAGACUCUAAAGAUGCUGCAGCCGGUGCAGACUUUAGCGAUGAGGAUUACGAGGCCGUUCAGAAUGCGGUGAUUGAUCGGAUUGAGAUGGAAAACAUCACAGACGAACCACAGAUCGAUCUUUCAUCUACAGCUACACCGUCGACAAGCCACUCUCCUGCCUUCGACGCUUCAGCAAACCACUCGGGCUCCUCCUCCAUCUCCUCAAUCGCACUUCCCACCGCAAGAGAAGACCCUCAACCCGCAAAGCCGUUACAUGAAGAACCACAAGAAGAACCACAGGAACCAAAAUCCACCCCUGAAGAUAUCAAGGCUCGCUUCGCAGCCCGCAUCGAAGCCAUGAAACGAGCCCGCAACGCCGACGGUCUCAACGGUGCACCCGCUCGCAAUCGACAAGAACUAAUGGAAGCUCGCCGCCAAAAAGAAGAGCAACGGAGAGCCCAGAAGAAGGAGUUGCGUCAAAAAGCCAAAGAAGAAGAGCGGCGGAAACGCAACGAGACCCUAGCUCGCGGCUCUCCACUCCUUUCAGGGUCGCCUCUGCUCUCCCCAGAUUCACCUCUUAACGCACCCUCAUCACCAACCAGCAACCUCGCCUUCAGCCGUGUCGAUUUCGCCGACGGCCAACAUGCCUCCGCCAAUCUGAAUGCCAUCAUUGAGUCAAAGACCAAGCCAAAAGGCCCAUCAGAUCCCCGGACCGCACUUCUAGCGGCCCAGAAGAAGCAAUCCCGCCUCAACGGCCUCGAUGAGAGCCAAAGGGCCGACCUGGCGGAGAAAGACACGUGGCUCAACGCUCGUAAGCGAGCGCACGGUGAACGUAUACGCGAUGAUACCUCUCUGCUCAAGAAAACGCUGAAGCGCAAGGAAAAGCAAAAGAAAAGGAGCUCAAAGGAGUGGAAUGAACGGCUCGAUGGCGUGAAGAAAAGCCAGGACAUGAAGCAGAAGAAGCGAGAGGCCAAUUUGCAGAAGCGGAAAGAAGAGAAGGGGAAGAAAGGUGGAAAACCGGGUGCGAAGAAAGGGAAAGGGAAACCCAAAGGAAGGCCAGGAUUUGAAGGAAGUUUCAGAGCCAAGGCGCCGAGUGGAGGAGCGGACGGCGGGAGGAGAAGGUGA
This is a messenger RNA of Letharia columbiana, 1668 nucleotides long. RefSeq lists its product as uncharacterized. Gene Ontology annotation, molecular function: DNA binding; RNA binding. The record is from RefSeq and is a predicted model, not a curated record. The coding region runs from base 1 to 1668 and encodes 555 amino acids. Gene Ontology annotation, biological process: ribosomal small subunit biogenesis; ribosomal large subunit biogenesis. NCBI's taxonomy places the organism in Eukaryota, Fungi, Ascomycota, Lecanoromycetes, Lecanorales, Parmeliaceae. Gene Ontology annotation, cellular component: nucleolus. The transcript has 3 exons.